Dentiscutata heterogama is the source of this 491-nucleotide messenger RNA. The record is from the annotation of a GenBank genome assembly. Lineage: Eukaryota; Fungi; Glomeromycota; Glomeromycetes; Diversisporales; Gigasporaceae.
CAAACGUCAACCUCAACCUCCUUUAUUAUCAACACUAAAAGAUAAACCUUUAACCGCAAAAUCACCCACUCCAUCGAUUCCACGUUCUUAUCAAUCAUCAUAUUUAUCACCCCCGGUUACCAGAGCAACAAGUCCAACUCGCAGUUCUUAUACUAAAAAACAUAAUAAUUACCAUUAUGAGACUACUUCUCCUACCUUAUCACCGACUUAUUCUUCACGUCCACCAUCACGAGCGACUAGCGUUAGUAGUCAUGCAACUUCUAUUGAAGAAGAAUCUGUUGCAUUAACUGAUAUUCUUCAAGCCGCGGAUUCACUGACAUUAAAGAAUUUAACAGAGCAAUUAAAAAUAUUUAGACAUCGAGAGUUUAGUCCACCCAGUAGUGUUAUAAAAACCACAUCUCGUAGUACGCCUGGUACAAGGCGACAAUCUGUUACAACUACCAAAAAUUCUACAAAUACUACAAAAGGAGUAAAAAGUAGUUCUGCACCUG